AUGUUGCACCACCACUGCCGGAGGAACCCCGAGCUGCAGGAGGAGCUGCAGAUCCAGGCCGCGGUGGCCGCCGGCGACGUGCACACCGUGAGGAAGAUGCUGGAGCAGGGCUACUCCCCCAACGGCCGCGACGCCAACGGCUGGACGCUGCUCCACUUCUCCGCGGCCCGCGGGAAGGAGCGGUGCGUCCGGGUCUUUCUGGAGCACGGAGCCGACCCCACGGUCAAGGACCUGAUCGGCGGCUUCACGGCGCUGCACUACGCCGCCAUGCACGGCCGGGCCCGCAUCGCCCGCCUCAUGCUGGAGUCCGACCACCGCGGCGACAUCAUCAACGCCAAGAGCAACGACGGCUGGACGCCCUUGCACGUGGCCGCCCACUACGGCCGGGACUCGUUCGUGCGGCUGCUGCUGGAGUUCAAGGCCGAGGUGGACCCGCUGAGCGACAAGGGCACCACGCCGCUGCAGCUGGCCAUCAUCCGGGAGCGCUCCAGCUGCGUGAAGAUCCUGCUGGACCACAGCGCCAACAUCGACAUCCAGAACGGCUUCCUGCUGCGCUACGCCGUCAUCAAGAGCAACCACUCGUACUGCCGCAUGUUCCUGCAGCGCGGGGCCGACACGAACCUGGGCCGGCUGGAGGAUGGCCAGACGCCGCUGCACCUGUCCGCGCUGCGGGACGACGCGCUGUGCGCCCGCAUGCUCUACAGCUACGGCGCCGACACCAACACGCGCAACUAUGAGGGCCAGACGCCCCUGGCCGUGUCGCUCAGCAUCUCCGGCAGCGGCCGGCCCUGCCUGGACUUCUUGCAGGAGGUCACACGGCAGCCCCGCAACUUGCAGGACCUGUGCCGAAUCAAAAUCCGGCAGUGUAUAGGCCUUCAGAACCUAAAGCUACUUGACGACCUGCCCAUUGCCAAGGUCAUCAAGGACUACUUAAAACAUAAAUUUGACGGCAUCUGA
Pipistrellus nathusii (Nathusius's pipistrelle) is the source of this 957-nucleotide messenger RNA. The record is from the annotation of a GenBank genome assembly. NCBI's taxonomy places the organism in Eukaryota, Metazoa, Chordata, Mammalia, Chiroptera, Vespertilionidae.